Molecule: messenger RNA, 1389 nt
Organism: Cyanidioschyzon merolae strain 10D
Lineage: Eukaryota; Rhodophyta; Bangiophyceae; Cyanidiales; Cyanidiaceae
Exons: 1
Coding region: 1-1389 (462 amino acids)
Molecular function (GO): DNA binding; FAD binding
Source: RefSeq, a predicted model, not a curated record
AUGCAGUCAUUCACUGUUGACGGACUUGAGUCUGUAUUGAAUGAUGGAUCGAAGUUUGCAUUCGUACUUAGCAACCCGCGAUGCUCGCUGGUGAGCCAGAGCGUUCAGCUGGAGCGAGCGCAGCUCACGCGCCGUCCUAUUCGAAGACGCCGGUGCGUGCUCAAAAUCAACAGCCUAGCGCAGCUUCUCUUCGCAUCGUCUUGGGCAGCUUACGGGUUCCGCGAGCUUGAGCGCCGUUUAGAAGGGCGCCUCGUAACAGCGGGUGCCAGAAGACCCGUGCACGCGGGCGGCGUCGGGGUACCACCCUCGUUUGCCGGUUCGCAGUACCAGACUGUGGUCGUGUGGCUUCGAGAAGGUGAAAAUCUAAGGCUCCACGACAAUCCAGUCAUAGAAAAGGCACUAGCACUCUCCAGAGAGGGAGCCAGUACCCCCGAUGCGGGCAGAUCGUCAGGUCCCGACCAGUCUUCGUGGUUGCCGACACGUUUGUUGCCCAUAUUUAUCGAAACGCCCUGGGACAAGCAUGGACGACUGCGCACCUGGCGACAGCAGAAACAAGUUAGGGAAUGCGUUCAGUUCCUUGGGGAGGCGCUCCACCAAACCGGCAGUGGACUUGUGUGGGUUCGCGUCUCUGACACACACCUGACGCGUCUCGAGGAUAUGGCCAAUUUGAGGACUGCUGCGCUCGUGGAGACCCUUGCAUCCCUUGAGCUUCACUCUCUGACUGCGGUGACGUAUCCUUGCGGCGGGACCCGAUUACAGGGUCUCGAAGAGGAGAUACUCGUUCAGCGCCUUGGCUCCAGCACAGAUGCUGACGCAGCAGCGAAUGCUCUGCAACGCCGUGCUAUGUGUCGCGCGAUUCGGCUCGUCAGCGUUCAGGAUACUGCGAAUACGCUGUUCGCGUUGGCGCGGCUCCCGUUCUCGAUUGCAAAGAUGCCCGAUGAUUGCGAUGCGUUUGCGCAGGCCCUGGACACACUGGGAGAGCCCGAGCCAAGCCAGCAUGCACCGGUCUCAUUACCGCCUCUGCCCCGCGAAGCACUGGAUUCUCCUUUUUACUACAAUCCCGAAAUCGUAUCCGGAAAACCCCCGAUGGUCGAUUCCCCUGAUGCACACCAACCCUUUCAUGAGCAAUUCGUUCUCGAAGCGCUUGAAGCGUAUGCCAAAUCCGAGACGCCGCUCGUCAUGAUUGCUGAUGAUACGAUUCAAACACGGAGCCAGGGCAUCCUUGGGGUCGCCAUGGAGCUGGGUUGCCUCUCGCCGCGGCGCUUCUGGCACGCUAUUCGAGAGCAUCUUCCGACAACAUCCAUUCGUCGCCAGUGUGCGUGGUUUGAUAUCAUCCUUCACGAUUUCGUACGUUUAUUGACAUGGAAACGUGGUAUUCACCCAGCAUGA